Molecule: messenger RNA, 1780 nt
Organism: Xiphias gladius (swordfish)
Lineage: Eukaryota; Metazoa; Chordata; Actinopteri; Istiophoriformes; Xiphiidae
Product: CCN family member 1-like
Exons: 5
Coding region: 76-1191 (371 amino acids)
Biological process (GO): signal transduction
Cellular component (GO): extracellular region
Molecular function (GO): protein binding
Source: RefSeq, a predicted model, not a curated record
UCACUGCCAGGUCUGGUGUUAUAAUAAGUAGACAGAAGAUUAUUGACUCAGGAAAGAUAGCUUCAGCUUCUGAAGAUGUGGAAAGUCUUUGUUGUUGUGAUCUUCUGUGUGACACUGGUGUCAGCCUCAUGCCCGAAGGACUGUCGGUGUCCCCCUGAAGUCCCCGCUUGUGCAGCAGGAGUCAGUCUCACGCUGGACGGCUGUGGAUGCUGCGAAGUUUGUGCUCGGCAGCUCUUCGAAGACUGCAGCAGGACACAGCCAUGUGACCACACAAAGGGACUGGAGUGCAACUUUGGAGGUGGAUUUGGUUCUGAUAAGGGCAUCUGUCGAGCUAAAUCAGAUGGAAGAACUUGUGAGUACAACAACAAGAUUUACCAGAAUGGGGAAAUCUUCCGUCCAAACUGCCAACACCAGUGCAUUUGCAUGGACGGUGCUGUCGGAUGUGUCUCUCUGUGCCCACACGAGCUCUCGCUGCCCAAGCUGAGCUGUGCCAAACCCAGGCGGGUCAAGGUAUCGGGACAGUGCUGUGAACAACUCGUCUGCCCCGAGGAGGCAAAGCCAGAGAGUUAUGCGGUGAAGAAGCACAGAAAAAAGGACAGCAGGGACAGAGCAUCUGAAGACGACCUCACCAACACGAAUGAGCUGGCUCCAGUGUGGAGAGGAGAGUCAGAGUCGUUAGCUGCUUUCAGGAGUCACCCAAUGGGCCACAUGGUUGCCAGUGGAGUCGGGUGUGUGUCUCAGACCACUGCCUGGUCACCCUGCUCCAAAUCCUGUGGCACUGGAGUGUCCUCGAGGAUGACCAACAGCAAUGCCCAGUGCAAACUGAUGAAAGAGACUCGGGUCUGUGAAGUCCGCCCAUGCAACCAAAUGACCCUCGUCAGAUUGAAGAAAGGUCACAAAUGUAACCACAUAGAAAAGGCCAGCCGUCCACUUAAACUGUCCUACGCGGGCUGCCGUAGCCUUAAAAGGUUCCAGCCCAGAUACUGUGGGUCCUGCUCAGACGGGCAAUGCUGUCGCCCUCGUCGGACCCAGACGAUACCCGUGCGCUUCAGAUGCAAAAAUGGAGACACCAUCAGCAGGAUGGUGAUGAUGAUCGAGUCGUGCAAGUGUGACCUCAACUGCUCCGGCAGCGACGAAAAGACACCUGCGCUCUACAGACUUUUUAAUGAUAUGCACAAACUGAAAAUGUAAACUUCUCAGUUUAAGUGCAAAGAAGAUCCGUUACGUGAUGACUGACAGAAAAAAAAAAUUGCACUGUGAGGUUGAAGACACCUGGUAGGAUGAAUUUAGUGAACUAUAUCGUUCAUGAUUUUGCUUCAUAACACUGGAGCCUUUUGGUUUGCUUCUUUGUGAAGCUGUUGUCUUACAUUGCCAAAAUUCUUAUUUUUCUAGUUAAACCAAAAUUUACUGCUCUCCACUUUUAUUUUAUUGACACACAUAUUUAAGCCUCUCUUGACAAGACAUACCACGUUAGCAUGGAAAUGACGUAAAAACCAUGGCAGCUAUACUAAAUAAGUCAUUAAACAAUAUGUCGCCUUGUUUCUGUUGAUUUACUGUACUUAUUCAUUUUAUUUAUAAGACUUUGUUUCGUACUUAAUGCAUUCUUAUAUUUAAUCAUGGAUUACUGUACAGUAAUUGCUUUGACAUCGUGUUCUCUACACUCACUUGUCUGUGUAAAAGGUUGAAAUGUAACUGCAGGCUGGACUCAUACUGUACUGUAUGUAAGUUGGCCAAUUAACUGCCAAAGUGUCAGUUUUAUGAUUUAGUUUUUCACAAAUAA